AACUAGUUUCAGUUUCCACUUUCGUUUUUAUCUUGGUUUCCAGUUUAACUUGGUAAAAACACGCCCAUAGGUUACAUCAUUAACUCUUUCUCUUAUAAACCCCUUUGUUGGGGCCAAGUCCUUUGCACAUCCUCCAGACUGGCUGGAUCUCAGAGGAGCCCAUCAGCUCAGCAAAACACUGCAGAACCGCUGUCUAAUUCACAGCAGCCAUGAGUAAGAAUAUGGAUGAGAUCAAAGAUAAGCUGGACCAGCUAAGAUGUCACUUUACAUGGGAGCUGCUAUUUGAAGACACUGAAAUGCCUGAUUUAGAAAACAGGAUCUUGGAUGAGAUUGAGUUCCUAGACACCAAAUACAAGGCAGGAAUCCACAACCUACUGGCCUAUGUGAAACAUCUGAAGGGCCAAAACCAGGAAGCCCUGGAAAGCCUGAAGGAAGCCGAGGACCUAAUCCAGCAGGAACAUGACAUCCAAUCAGAUGUGAGAAGUCUGGUCACAUGGGGCAACUAUGCCUGGCUGUAUUACCACAUGGGCAGACUGGCAGAGGCCCAGGCUUACCUGGACAAGGUGGAAAACACUUGCAUGAAGUUUGCAGCUCCCUCCUGCUAUAGGAUGGAGUGUCCCCAGAUGGACGGCGAGGAGGGCUGGGCCUUGCUGAAAUGUGGAAGGAAGAACUAUGAACGGGCCAAGGCCUGCUUUGAGAAGGCUCUGGCAGAGGACCCUGAAAACCCUGAAUUCAGCACCGGGUAUGCAAUCACCAUGUACCGCCUAGACAGCCUUAACAUGGCUACAGAGACUAGUGAGGCAUUCUGCCUGCAGCCCCUAAAAGAGGCCAUCAGGCUAAAUCCAGAAGAUGUGUAUAUUAAGGUUCUCCUUGCCCUGAAACUUCAGGACCUGGGACAAGAAGCUGACGGAGAAAAGUACAUUGAGGAAGCACUGAACAACACAUCCUCCCAGACCUAUGUCUUUCGAUAUGCUGGCAAGUUUUACCGUAGGAAAGGCUGUCUGGAUAAAGCUCUUCAGCUCCUAAAAAUGGCCCAACAGGCAACACCCUCCUCUGCCUUCCUGCAUCACCAGAUAGGGCUUUGCUACAAGGCAUUCACGAUCAAAAUAAAGAGAGCUGCAAACUGGCAGUGCAGAGGUCAGGAUAGAGAAAAUGUUGACAAGAUGGUAAGAUUAGCCAUAUUUCAUUUUCAACUUGCUCUGGAACAAAAGCCCACAUUUGACAUUGCUUAUAUACACCUGGCAAGUAUGUAUAUAGAGGCUGGCGACUACAGAAAAGCUGAAGACACUUAUCAAAAAGUGUUCUCCUCGAUAUCCCUUGAUGAAGAAAAACUACAAAAGAUACAUUUCCACUAUGGUCAAUUUCAGGAAUAUCAAAAGAAAUCUGAGGUCAAGGCAAUUAUCCAAUAUUUAAAAGCAGUAAAAAUAGAAAAGAUGUCAUUGACAAGGGAAAAAAGUAUUAAUGCUUUGGAGAAACUGGCUGUAAGGAAACUUAGUAGAAAUGCAUUGGAUGUAGAAAGUUUGAGCAUUCUUGGGUUCAUCUACAAAGUCAAAGGAGAAUUGAACAAAGCCCUGGAGUACUAUGAGCAGGCCCUGCGGCUGGCUGCUGACUUUGAGAAUACUGGGACAGGAUUCCUAGGUGUGGAAAUAUAAACCACGUUCACAUUUUAUUUGAUUUUAGGUAAACAUGUCAACUCUAAUCAUCUAAUCAUUUUUUCAGCUUGCUACUUUAAGAAACAUAUUUAGUAAUCCACCAUAGCAAUAUAAAUUUUUAACAAUUAUACUCAAACCUGAUAAAAUAUUGGUUGUAUUCAGAAAAUAGUGAAACAAAAUAUAUACAUCUCUGUGUGUGAGAGUGAGAAGAAGCAUUUCUCUAUGAAUGUUAUAUAGUAGAAAAACAGUUUUUUGAGUAGAUUUGUAGCAAAUGAAGCAUUGGACUUUCAUAAAAUAAAUGCUUAAUUCAUUUCACCAAUAAAUAGUUUUCAGCAUUAGA
Molecule: messenger RNA, 1992 nt
Organism: Canis lupus familiaris (dog)
Lineage: Eukaryota; Metazoa; Chordata; Mammalia; Carnivora; Canidae
Product: interferon-induced protein with tetratricopeptide repeats 1
Exons: 2
Coding region: 210-1652 (480 amino acids)
Biological process (GO): defense response to virus
Cellular component (GO): cytosol
Molecular function (GO): RNA binding; protein binding
Source: RefSeq, a predicted model, not a curated record